Pelagomonas calceolata is the source of this 3047-nucleotide messenger RNA. The record is from the annotation of a GenBank genome assembly. Lineage: Eukaryota; Pelagophyceae; Pelagomonadales; Pelagomonadaceae.
UGUGUCGCUACGCUAGGUAGCUCUGGCAAGCGGACGCGCGCACGGCGUCGCUGUUACUCAUACGUUGUCUGACUUGUGUUCUCUGAGAGCCCUCGCUACCAGCCAGCACGGGCUUGCAACGGCGCGCGGCUGCGUGACGGCCUAGGAGCAGAGCUCUGUUCCAAGGCGGCAGCUCGCUGCAUCCGCGACGCCGUCGCCGCGCCGAAAAAACAGCGCUACCCCGUAACAGGCCGCAAAAAAAGUAACAUGUCAGCAGCACCAGGCACCGCGCGCGGCGGCGACCUCGCCAACCCUAGACAAGACGCGACGCUCAUGGUCGAGGGCGGCGCGGGCGAGAUGCGCGCGAUCACGCGCGCCGACACCUAUGAGAUCAAAGCGCCGCCGCCGCCGGACCCCGACGCGCAGCACCGCAUGUCUAUAAAAGCGCCGCAAGUCGUCAAGACCAUUGAGAGUCUGAGGAACAAGGGCGAGGGGCGGCGCUUUGAGCCCGACGUGACGCGGAACCCCUACGCGCCCAAGACCUGGGUGUCGUAUCUCGCGGCGACGCGCGACGACUUCUCCUUCGCUGAGAGGAGAUUGAUCUAUGAACGAGCCUUGCAGUUACUCCCGCGGUCGUAUAAGCUGUGGCGUUUGUACCUAGAUGAGGUCGAGGAGGCGGUGCGAGACCGAUGGCACACUUCAGGACGGGCCAAAGUAUUAGUAUUGUUAUACGAGCGCUGCCUCAUGCACCUGUCGAAGAUGCCGCGACUGUGGUUGGAGUAUGUUGAUGUACUAGAAAAAAUGAAAAAAGGCACGCAAUUGCGCCACGCGUUUGAUCGAGCUCUGCGAGCCUUACCGAUCACGCAGCACGACAAGGUCUGGCCGCGGUAUGUGCAGUGGGCCGAAUCAUGCGGUAUCCAACAAGUCGCGCUCAAUGCCCACACAAGAAGGUGCAUGUUCGAACCUCAGAGAAGAGAAGCCUUCUGCGACUAUUUAGUAGCACAAAACAAUCACGGUAAAGCAGCGGCAGAGCUCGCCAAGUGCCUCGAGGACAACGACUUCGUCUCACCGUCGGGCAAGAGCAAGCACCAGCUCUGGAUGCGGCUCUGUGAUUUGUGUGCGGCGCAUCCGGAAGAGCUACCGUCGUCGUUGGACGUCGAUCAGAUCAUCAGGAGCGGACUUAGUAGAUUCAGAGAUGAAGUGGGAAGACUAUGGUGCAAGCUCGCGGACUACUACAUUCGCCUGGGACGCUUCGAGGAGGCUCGGAACGUUUACGAGGAAGCUGUCACGACGGUAGUCACGGCUCGGGACUUUGGGUUGGUGUUUGACGCUUAUAGUAGGUUCGAGGAGUCGGUUCUCGAAGCAAAAAUGGCCAAGUUGGAAGAGGAACCGGAAGAAGAAGAGGCGGAGCGGAACGUCUAUGAACCGACGGCCCAGGAGGAGAUCGACUUUCGACUAGCUAGGCUCGAGCAUCUCAUGGAAAGAAGGCCUCUGUUACUCUCGUCAGUACUAUUGAGGCAGAACCCCCAUUCUGUAAGUGAGUGGCACGCUCGUGCUGACAUCUGUAAGGAUGACCCCGCGAAGGCUAUCGAGUGCUACAGUGACGCCGUGAAGACGGUAGACGUCUACAAAGCUACUGGUAAACCACAUACGCUGUGGACCGCAUUUGCUUCGUACUACGCUUCCCGAAAUGAUCUAGCCAAUGCGAGAGUUGUGUUAGAGCGAGCUGUAGAGCAAGAUUUCCGAACGGUCGACGACUUGGCUUCUAUUUACUGUUUCUGGGUCGAGAUGGAGCUCCAACGGGAGCAUCACGAGGAGGCCCUUGCGGUUGCGAGGAAAGCGGUCUUGGAGCCUCAACGACGGCGUAGGUUGCAUAAGGAGCAGAUUCCAGUGCAAGAAAAAGUUCAUCGGUCCUCAAAAUUAUGGUCCCUAUACCUCGACUUGGAAGAAUCAUUAGGCACACUCGACAGCGCACGGGCGGCCUACGACCGCUGUUUAGAAUUGAAAGUAGCGACGCCGCAAAUCGUGGCCAACUACGCGAGCAUGCUCGAGGAAAAAGAAUAUUACGAAGACGCCUUCGGCGCGUACGAGCGGGGCGUCGCACUUUUUCACUGGCCCCAUGUUAGGGAAUUGUGGUUCGGCUAUUUAACGGCGUUCCAUGCGCGGUAUGGCGGCACGAAAUUGGAGAGGUCUAGGGACUUGUACGAGCAGGCUCUCCGGAAGGCUCCUCCGUCUGAUGCUGCUACUUUAUUGGUUGAUUAUGCGAAGCUCGAGGAAGCCCACGGCUUGGGCAGACGGGCCAUGGCCGUCUACGAACGCGCAGCCCUCGCCGCGGACGAUGAAAGAGCGUUUGGCGCCUGGCGGCUUUAUGCGGCGAAAGUGGAACGGGCUUAUGGUGCUCCCAAAGCUAGGGGCGUGUAUGAACGGGCCGUCAAAGCGCUGAAUGUGGAUGAUGAUGCCAAAAAGAUGUGCCUGGCCUUCGCUUCUUUGGAGCGAGGCUUGGGGGAAGUCGACCGCGCACGAGCGAUUUUAGCACAUGGUGCGCAGUUCGCCGAUCCUAGGUUAGACGACCACUACUGGCAGACGUGGCGCGACUUCGAGGUGCAGCACGGCAACGAGGACACGUUCCGGGAGAUGUUGCGGGUGAAGCGGUCCGUCGAGACGGCUCGAAGUUCCGCAGUUUAUGUGGCGGACGGGUUACUCAAAACGGACGCCCCGCUCAUGUCCGACGCCGAAGCCGAGCGAAGGAUGGCCGGCGACCAGCCCGCGUCGAAGAAGCGGAGUGCGGACGAGGGCGGCGCCGCCGAGACCGAGAUGGCGGCGCUGGAACGGCAAGCGGCGCGCAUCGUCGAGGCCACUUCCCAGAAAGCGCCGGCGGCGGACCCGAACGAGAUCGACCUGGAUGACGACGAUUCGGACGACGACGGCGAGCAGGUGCUCUCGACGAAGCCCGUGCCGGCGGCGGUCUUCGGGAGCGCCGCGGCGCAGGCGGCGGAGAUGUCGGAGCCGCAGGGGGCGUUGGCUCGCUUCCAGAAGAAGGCGUCAUGAAUAAUCAACAAACUAGCUUA